Molecule: messenger RNA, 1488 nt
Organism: Ooceraea biroi (clonal raider ant)
Lineage: Eukaryota; Metazoa; Arthropoda; Insecta; Hymenoptera; Formicidae
Source: RefSeq, a predicted model, not a curated record
AUGAGGGAUCAGUAUGAUAUAAAUAAAUUUGUGCUUGACGUUGUUAAGAGCUUUGAAGGCACUUGCUUUGGUGCAUCCGAUGAUAUUGUUAACGAGACUCGUAUUCGUAUUUCGAGCUCUGUGCAUAAGUUUUUGAUGCAGCGGCCGCGGUUAAACUCUAUUGAGCGUUACAUUUGUAGAGCGGGUAGCUUAUGCAGACAAUUUCUGAAAAACAGUGACGACUUGUUGGUCACCAGGGCUGACAAGGGCCAGGUCAUUGUUAUAAUGGAUAGAGACCGUUAUAUGACGCAAAUGAAAGAAAUGCUUGGUGAUGAGGCUACAUAUUUAAAGUUGAACAAAGAUCCGACUAAGAGGGUUGCAAAUAAAAUUAAUGAUCUAAUUAAAGCGUGGCGUAACCUGGGUAUUAUUGACGAAUGGACAUAUAAGGGUUUGCUAAAUACCAGUAGUAACAUACCACGGUGCUAUGGACUACCAAAAGUCCACAAAUCGGGUGUUCCGUUACGAUUGAUAGUUUCUGCUGUCGGUGGCCCCACGUACAAUGUAGCCUCUUUCCUCCAACGCAUUCUUUCUAAUUCUAUUUCCAAACCUAAAUCGUAUGUAAGAGACAGCUGGAGUUUUGUCCGUGAAGUCGCAGGCUUAACCAUUGAACUGAAUGAAUCCAUGGUAUCAUUUGACGUUGUUUCUCAUUUCACCAAUGUACCGAAGGAAUUGGUUAUGCAAGCCAUUGAGAGAAGAUGGGACCAGAUAAUGCCCACGACUAAAUUCACUCUUGUCCAAUUUUUACAUGCGAUUGACAUUGUAUUAUGCUCAACUAGCUUCGUGUUUGACGGACAGUAUUAUGACCAGAUUUGUGGUAGCCCUAUGGGUUUCCCCCUAUCACCGAUUCUGGCUGAUAUCGUUCUAGAUGACUUGGAGACUAGCUGCAUUCAGAAUCUUGAUUUCAAUGUCAAAAUUUACCGUAGAUACGUAGAUGACGUAUUCACUAUCUUACCAACUGAUAGGGUCCAUGAUGUGUUGGAAAUCUUUAAUACGUACCAUCCGCGCUUGCAGUUUACCGUUGAGGUUGAAUGCGGCUUUUCUCUUAAUUUCCUAGACACUACAAUUAUUAGAGACAACGGGAACCUGAUCACGAAUUGGCUUGAUAGAUUCAUCAGAUUGGGUAAAGACAUUCUCUCUAAUUAUUUGAAGACCAAUGUUGUUUACCGGAUUGAUUGUGAGGAUUGUGAGGUCUGCUACGUAGGUCAGACGAAGAGGCACCUUUCGGUGAGAGUUAAUGAACAUAAAUUGAAUAUAAAGAAACGAGAUGAUGAUUUGUCUGUUGGCAGCCGGCAUAGAAUUAUCAAUGACCAUAAUUUCGAUUGGUCCAAUGUUAAGAUUCUGCAUCAGGAGACACAUGUUAGAAAACGCGAAAUAGCUGAGAUGAUAUUUAUCCGUAAACAGAAUAAUUCCAUAAAUCUGCAGAAAGACACUGAGUGUCUGCCUAAUUAA